This is a messenger RNA of Schistosoma spindalis, 6553 nucleotides long. Lineage: Eukaryota; Metazoa; Platyhelminthes; Trematoda; Strigeidida; Schistosomatidae. The record is from the annotation of a GenBank genome assembly.
AAAUAUUCUUCAUUCUCAAGGUUACCCGUCAAGCAUUCGUUGCUUCUGGUAAUCUGAAAGAUGGUGACUUGAAUAUCAUCUCUAGCUGAAUAAUAUUGUAGUCUCAUUCUAAAGUGUUGCGGAAGACUGUAUGAUUUUUGUACUAUGGAUCGAUUUGUUCGCAAAAUAAAUAGCAGCCCUAAGUCUAAACGGAAAACACUCGUACAAACUGAAGACAACUUUGGUGUUCCAUUAAAAGUCCUGCUUGAUAGAGAUUCUACAAAACCAGUGCCUCGAAUAGUAAAAAAUAUUUGUGAUUAUUUGCUUCACUACGGCCUCAAUUCACAAGGAAUUUUUCGCAUCAAUGGGAGUGCUAAGUUAAUUGACGGAUUCAAAACUGCGUUCCAGGUAUCGGCAGCCGACGAUCUUUAUUCUUUGGGAAAUGUUGAUAUUUAUGCUUUGGCAGGUGUUUUAAAGCUAUUUCUUCGCGAACUUCCUGAUGGACUUGUUCCGGAAAAACUUGGACUUAAAUGUAUAAAGGUCGCGAAAGAAUAUUCAAGUGACUUGAAUGUGUACAUACUUAAACUACAAACUGUAUUAUUUACACUGGCGGAUGAAAACUAUGAGCUCUUAAAAUAUUUGUGUAAGUUUUUGAACAAGAUUGCGGAAAACGAACCCGUCAAUAAAAUGUCGCGCAAUAGUUUAGGAAUUAUUUUUGGUCCUUGUGUGUUUCGUUGCAGUUUGGACUUACAGGUUCUAAAGAAUCAGGGCUUGACAAAUUACAUAAUGACUUCACUAAUCCAAUACCAUGAUGUUAUAUUUGUUCAUCACCCUAAAACUGACUUUUUCGUAUUGGAUCAUCUGUUCAAACUACCGGAAAUUGUCUCUAACUCGGCUUUACCGAUCCUUGAAGAUCGUGUUCAGCCAACAAGUGAAAUACCAACGAGUUCCAGUCAAAAUAAUAGUCCAGGAAUUAUUAACAGCCUACAGGAAAACACAUUCUCACAUUUUGUGGAAGCUCUUCCCCUGGCUCCUAAAAAUACACCUAAACCUGGACCAGAUAACCAUAUGUGGAUGUCACGUGACGUUUCUUCUAGUGAGCCGAAGAUUCCUCGAACAAAUCCUUGUCACAGUAUACCAGAUUCAAUGUGUGGUGUUACAGUUGACAAUAAUCUCUCUGGUGACAGUUCUCCAUUUCACAACAUUGUGUCAUCUCACCAAUACAAAGAAUUCCUUAUUAGUCCAUCAACUUCACCCACACAUAGCCCAAUCACUUUUGAAGUUUCUGGUACCCCAACCUUUGUGAGUAGAAGCAAUUCAGUUUCCUAUAAUGAAGAAGAAAAUGCUGAAGAGGUUCCAGACUCAGGUGCAGAGGUGCCUUACACAAAGACAUCGGAACAACUUGCCUUGGAUAUCACAAAAAUUAUUUCAUCCAUGUCUACAUCCCGUUCUUUAGAGGCACUGAGCUUCGAAACACAACUUGAUGAUUGUUUUACUAAUUCAACUCAGGUAUCAAAUUGUAAGAAGAAGCCAAACCUUGUUGAAGAGAACCCAAGAGAAGAGUUACGUAUUUCUAGUAUGUUAUCAAGAUCGUCAAACAAAGUUUCAACAGGUGAUAGUUUGUUCAAUAAAGUGAUUCGUUUUACUCACGUCACUGAUGAUCUCAACAAAAUUAAAAGAACUUUCAGCCAUCGCAAACAUACAAUCAAAGAAUCAAGUGUCCAUCCAAUCAGUACUUGGAAUUCCAUGCCUUCUGUGAAAAAUAAAACGAUACAAACUCCGCCUAAGUUUAUGGAUUCUUGUGUGGCAGUUUAUGGUCAAGAUCUUUUAAGUCAGUCCCCACAACAUAACAACGUUAUAUCAAAUACUUUGAAAUAUAAUGGAUAUCGGUUUCCGAAUACUGACAAUACUCACCGACCUAUAAAUUUGGAAAAGGAUGAUUUUAAUACAGCUAGAGUACAAGAUACAGCAAAUUCAACACGUACAUCUACUCAUAUGCCAGUUAGCACAAAUCAUUUUUACAUGGAAAUGCCGACUGCUAACAAUGAGUUUGCCAAUUCGGUUGGUAGAAGUCAACCAUCUCCAGUUGUAGAGAAUAUUUUGACCCAAGCGAUAAACCAAUGUUCCGGUACUCAUGUUUUUUCCUUCUCUGUGAAGCAGGAAUUAGAUCGUCCCAGCCACUCCAGCAGCUUUCCUUAUUCAAUAAAUGAAAUGGAUCUUACAGCUUCUGCGAAAAGAAAUCCAGUCUCAAGUUUUGUUAAGCCGAUAUCAACUUUAUUGUAUCAAUCAGAAAUACCACUUUGUGUAUAUGAUCGUUCUCAUCCUAACCAUAAUCAUGUAGGUGGUUCUAAUAGUGAAAUUGAAAAUAAGUCUUUCGAAUUAGCAACUCUUCAAUAUGAUACUACCCAUCAACCAAAGAAAUACAAUUAUAGUACACCAACUAGUCCGAUAUUAUCUAGUCAUACUGCUCCAAUUACUUUGAGAUCAAAGUCAAAUUCUGUUGGUGCAGUAACCGUUAAACCAAUUCAUUCCUUUAUUCAUAAACCUAAAGAUCGUGGAUCAUGCCCUUCUUAUUUAUUACUCCUUUCUUCGAAGGCAAACAACGAACACUUAAAUGAAUCUGCUCUAAAAACCGGGAAGCUGUCUUCUCCUGAAAGAAAUCAAAUGAUUACAAAGCAGAGGAUAAAACAACGGUAUUCAGUUUGUGAUCAAUCUCCAAUAUCAAAUCAAAAUGAGGAAAAUACCAGAUCCCAUGGAGUUCAGUUAAAUAAAUCAGAUCAUUUUGUAAAAUCAGCAAAAUAUUCUAGUUACACCUUUAGUAGUACACAAAAGUUCAAAAAGACCUUAAAUACAAUAGGAUUAAAAAGUUUGUUAAAUUUAUCAAAUAAAACCUACAGCGAACCGAAUUUAUUGUAUUUCAAAAACCAAUUGUCACGAAGGACAAAACUGAAAUACAGAUCGUUACAGCAUUUAACCAUGGAUGAAUUAUCAAGCAUAAAAACAUUACCCACAUUCAAAUUGAUUAAUAAAGAAAAUGUAACUACUAUUCCAGUAAAAAUAUCUAAGAAUUUAUUAUUUUCUAAUAAAGAAGAACCAAAUAUUAAUUUAAUUUCACCUUCAGUUAUUUCAGUUAUUAGGCGAGUAAAUUCAUUUUCAUCAAACAGUUAUACAUCUUCAGGAAAAUAUCAUUCUUUCUUAAGAAAAUAUUCGCCACCUUUGUUGAAAGACUUAAGAGAUUUUUAUGAAAAUUCUGAAAAUGUUGGUGAUAAAGAUGAUAAUGUUGGUGAUGUAUCAUUAGAGCAAUCAAAUUCAUCAUUGAUAUCUAUUGAGUCAUUCUAUGAACUUUUAUGCGCUGCAUUAUCUAAACAACGUGAAUAUUGUAAUCGUCCUGAACGACUGAGUGAAAUGAACUGGGACCAAAUUGAACAAGAGAAAUAUGAUAUUCAAAAAAGUCUCUUAUAUUUUGAAGGUCUUUAUGGACGACCAAAAUCUCCUAGAUCAAAACGAAUCAUGAAACCUAUAUAUGAGCGUUAUCGUCAGGUUAAACGUCUUAUUUCUUCUCGAUAUGGUGUGUGUAGCGAAUUCCCAUUUGGAAUGAAUUUGUCUCGUUUAAAUGUGUCCAUAGUUGAUGUUAAUGAACAAUCUACAGAUAAACAACCAAAUAUAACGGUUUCAAACAAAUUAAUGGAAUUUCUAAACACUCCAACAAUCACAUCUCCGACCUUUUUACAAGAUAAUAUUCAUAAUAUAAGUUAUGAUUCUGACUCAAGUACAUUUGAAAAUGUGUAUAAGAAUAAAGAAUCUAGCUUUCCAGUUAAAGUUAAACAAAGAAAUUGUAAUUUACAGUCAUCAGAAAAUCAUAAUCGUGUAACAAUUGAAAACAAUCAAAAUCCAAGUUUUCCAUUUAGUUCCAAUAAUCGAAAAUCACUUAUGAGACCGGAUGACCACAACAUUCAGUUAUAUCGUAAACAACUAUGCUCCUUAUCUCCUAUGGAAUUGUAUAAUGAAAAGAAAAAUGUCUUAUUAAAGAAGCAUAUUGUUCAAACUGAAUUAGUCGAAUAUGAGAAUAGUAUCAAACGUGUAUUAGGUAUGAUUCAUAAAUUAGUAUUAUCUUCAAUCAUUUAUAUAUUUACAAGUAUUAUUAAACAAUAUCUUAUAUAAUGUUAAUUGUUGUUCACUUAAAUGAUUAGAGUCGAACAAAUCUUGAGUUUUAAACAAUUUUGUAUCAAGCAUUCUAAAAGUUUUGAGGUGAUGAUGAUUAUUGUAUUGUUUCCAUGAAAACUUGUAUGACUAACUUGUAAUUAAAUUCAAAUACUUUGCUGUGUGUUGCCUUUGUUUGCUUGAUCAUAUUCAUCAAUCUGUUUUGUGAAAUCUCUGUACUUUUCAGACAGUGAAAGCUUGAACAAAUGUCCAUACUUGAUAAUAAUUAUCUAACCACUAAUAGCUAGCUUUCGGAUGGGUUUUCCUUAGUCCUAGUAAAAAGCCGUGUUUCAGGGAAUCAUAUAAGUAGGGGGAGUAAGUCAACAAGUAUGAAAGUAUGUCAUCUGUUUGUAUUGUCUGUUUUUGAAUAUCUUGACAAUCAUAGUAGUAAUGAUAACAGUAGUAAUAAUAAUAGUAACAUUUUGGUAAUUUGAACUUUCAGUUAUCAGUUAUGGGUUCAUAUUUUCAAACCGCUUAUUUCUUUCUAUUUAGCUAGGGUGUCUAAGUACUAUUCAAAUAUCCCAUUUCGCUGUAGAAUAUAUUGUUAAGUUUCUCAGGGUUUUUUUGUUUAAUUUCCUAAAUUUAUUUUGGAUAUUACUAAAUAAACGCAGUGAUACCUAAAACAAUAAAAUAAGGAUAUCAGCUAAAUAACAAUAAACGUUUAUCAUUAUUAGAAACGUAAUUCAUAAUAUCUAAAGAAAAAAUGUUAAAGGUCUUACGUAAAUUGGCGAUCACUUAAACUACUACUGUAGGUCUAAAACUCAGAUCAUUAAUGCUGAGGUAGUACAAUUCUCAGCUGAACCAUUGAGUUGACAUAAACAUUAAGUAUCAGUUUUCCAAUGCAAUUGUUAGCCUUCGUCUGGCUUCUUGAUUUGCAUUGCUUAUAUCAACUUUUGUGAUAUUAAUAUUACUGUUUUAAAAUUAGAAAUUUGUAGGACUUUUCAUGUAAGCAAUAUUUAUCACUUGAUGUAUCUACUAUCAGUUUGUUUUUUAUUAAUGUCCUACAAAAGUACGUGUAUAUCCUUAGUGUAUUAUUAUUAUUAUUGUUCGUUAAUUGUUCAGAUCUAUAAAAUAUAUAAUUUCUCAUUAAAUUUUGUUUUGUAUCUAACAAUCUAAUGAAUGAUGGUCUAUAAUUAGCAAUUAAUUAAUUAAUAUUUGUACAGGAAAUGAAAAACGUGUAUUUAUAAAGAGGUGAGCAUAGAUGGGUACUCAUUUCAUGUGGAUAAAUAUACAAUAUUAUAAGGGAACGUAAUUAAAAGAAAGAUAGGGAAGAAAAAAAUGACUUAUUAUGCAUUAAGAAUUAUAUUUGUCAUUAUACUACACACCGAUAGUGAAAAUAGUCACAUCAAUAGUUAUAAGCGUAGUGCUUAAAGUCAAUUUAGCGGAAAUAUUCUAUUCUAUUUAGUUUGAUAUCUUAUCCAAACUCUCUUCUAUUAUUAUUAUUAUUAGCGUGACAUAUUGUUUAUAAAACAGGAUGGUUUCUAAUUGUUAUCGCUGACUGAUGAUAACAUUUCGCAUGCUUAUUUGUAUACAAAGAUAAACUUAAAAUUAUCAUAUAUUGUGGUAGCUUUGAACAAGUAGUUGACACACAAUAGAAUGGUAUAUGCUUUGAAAGCAUAAUUUUGCCAAGACAGUAGCACUAGUGUAUAUUUAGUUAGUAAGUAUUUAGUUUGUUCAUAGUAAUACCUGAAUAAUGUUUAAUGAUUCAGACAAGUUGGUUUAUACCCAUGGUUUUUCCAAAUUUUCCUUUCUAUAUUCUUGUCUAUCUUUUUUUCCUGAAAAUAUUUUUUUUGUAUUUCACUAUUUUUAUCGUCUUCCCCUUUAAUUUCUUUUUUCCUAACUCUUCAUUAUUAAUUUUGUAUUUAAUAAAUAACCAAAAAUUUCAAACUAAUUUACUACUUUUACUAUUAUUGCAUAUUUCAUAAUAUUUUAAUUAAUAAAAUAAUUAUUACUGUUUUGUAAACUGGUUUACUUUUUGAUUUUGUUGGCAAAAACCGUGUAUAAUGAAAUGUUCAUUUUGCCUUCUUAUUUAUGUACAUUCAAUUCUUACUUCAUUAUAAUUUUAUUUCAACACUUAUUAUACUUUCCCCCAUAACAUCGUAUUACUGCGAAAGCGGAGGUUGUAAUGUAAAUACUUACUUUAAACAUUGUUAACGUUAAUUGGAUGACUUAUUCAGUAUACAGUAAAUCAGAGAACCAUGUAUCUAUUUAUAUUCGAUAAUUUUGGUGUUUAAUUAUAUUUCCUUGAAAAAGCUUGAACCAGAUUGUCAGCCGAAACGUUAGAUUUACUUCAAAAUCCAUUCGCUGAGAUUUUAUAAAUACAUUCUUUCUUUUUAAUGGCAGAGGUUGUAUAUUUUCAUUCACUAGUAAGAGU